AUGAAUGGGCAGAGCGGGUCAGUUGGGUACAUACAGGACCUGAGUUCGAGGCUGGGGCCAACAGGCACAUCAGUGACCCAGCUAGAGGCUCUGGACCCAGAACAGGAGCCACUCAUCUUUGGUGUCGUGGGAGAGGAGGCCAUGAGGUACUUUGCCGUGGCGAGAGACACAGGAGUGGUGUGGCUACGACAGCCCCUGGACCGCGAGACCAAGUCGGAGAUGCAGGUGGAGUUCUCUGUGAGUGACAGCCAAGGGGUGGUCAAAGACACAGUAAAUAUCCAGAUAGGAGACGUGAAUGACAACUCCCCAACUUUCCAUGGCCAGCUGUACACAGUACACAUCGCAGAGAACACUCCAGUGGGCACCUCAGUGUACCAGGUAAAUGCCACAGACCCAGACCAAGGCACAGGGGGAAGUGUGCUCUUCUCCUUCCAGCCCCCUUCUCCCUUUUUCUCCAUCGAUGGAGCCCGUGGUACGGUCACUGUCACCAGGGCCCUGGACUACGAGACCACCUCGGCCUACCAGCUCACUGUCAAUGCCACGGACCAGGAUAAGAAGCGGCCUCUAUCCAGUCUGUCUAACUUGGCAAUCACCAUCACUGAUGUCCAGGACAUGGACCCCAUCUUCACCAACCUGCCCUACAGCACCAACAUAGAGGAGGACGCCCCACUGGGCUAUGAGGUGCGCAAGAUAAAAGCCAUUGACCAGGAUCUGGGGAGACCGAGGGGCAUUGGCUACACCAUCAUCUCAGGCAAUACCAACAGUAUCUUUGCUCUGGACUACAUCAGUGGCUCUCUGACGGUAAAUGGACAGCUGGACAGAGAGAACCCCCUCUACUCACCCGGAUUCACUUUCACCGUCAAGGGCACAGAGUUGAACGAUGACCGUACACCGUCAGAUGCCUCGGUGAUGACCACCUUCACCAUCCUGCUGAUUGACAAGAACGACAACGCGCCCAAGUUCAACAGCUCCGAAUACCGUGUGCACAUCACCGAGCUGGCCCAGGUGGGCUUCGCCCUGCCUCUCUUCAUACAGGCUGAAGACAAGGAUGAGGGAGUGAAUAGUAUGUUUCAGGUGUUCCUAACGGGGAACAACUCGGAUCACUUCACCAUCUCCCCCACCGCGGUGCAGGGCCGGGCUGACAUCAGGAUGAGGGUGGCCGUGCCUCUGGACUAUGAGAAUAUUCGCGCCUACAGCUUCUCUCUAUUUGCCAAUGAGUCCAUGUCAGACCAUGUGGGUUUUGCUCGUAUCUACAUUGACCUGAUCAAUGAGAAUGACAACCGCCCCAUCUUCAGUAAACCUCUGUACAACAUCAGUCUGCCUGAGAACACUCCCAGAGGCACCUCCCUGCUACGCAUCCAGUUAUGA
Molecule: messenger RNA, 1368 nt
Organism: Oncorhynchus nerka (sockeye salmon)
Lineage: Eukaryota; Metazoa; Chordata; Actinopteri; Salmoniformes; Salmonidae
Product: cadherin-23-like
Exons: 12
Coding region: 1-1368 (455 amino acids)
Biological process (GO): homophilic cell-cell adhesion
Cellular component (GO): plasma membrane; catenin complex
Molecular function (GO): cadherin binding; calcium ion binding
Source: RefSeq, a predicted model, not a curated record